AUGAUCGAGGCGUAUGCCGAGAACCGGCAACCCGAUGAGGCGCGGCGGAUGUUUGAUCGGAUGCCACGCCCGGAUGAUAGCUCCUGGCCGGCGCUCAUCCGCGCCUACGGGAUCGCGGGCUUUGUGCUCGAGGCCAGGAUCAUCUUCGAGAAAUGCCCGCGCCGGAUCGUCUACGCCUGGUCGGCGAUGGUGGCGGCCUACGCACAAAACGGCGAUCUCGACCGCGCCACCCAGCUCUUCGAGGAUAUGCCCGUCAAGAACUCGCGAGCCUGGAACGCGAUCAUCGCCGGCCACGCUCAAAAGGGCGAUCUUGUCCGAGCCGAGAGCGCCUUCUCCGUGAUGCCGAAUCCAAAUGCCACCUCCUGGAACGCGCUGAUCCAUGCCUACGCUCGAUCGAGCCAGCAGCACCACGAAGCGAUCCAUCUCUCACGGAGGAUGAUCUUGGCCGGGGUCGAUCCGGACGACGUCACCUUCGUGGGCCUCUUGAAUUCGUGCAACCAUGCCGGACUGCUGGAGGCUUCUCGGCAGAUCUUUCUCGCAGUCCAGGAGCAGCACUUCGAGGAGCCGACCGUGGAUCACUACUGCUGCUUGAUCAAUGCGCUGGGACGAGCUGGGAGGCUGGGACAGGCCGAGGAGCUCGUCGCUUCGAUGCCUUUCUUGCCGGAUGCUGUGACUUGGACGACGCUGCUCAACGUUUGCAAGCUUCAUGGCGAUGUCGAGCUUGGAGCUGUGGCGGCAAGGCACGCUUUUGAGCUGGACCCGAGGUGUCCGUCGCCAUAUCUGUUGCUCGUCGAUCUGGAGACGCCACCGCAAGCGCUUCCGGAGCCUGUGUGCUCGAGAUUCACACCCAGGACGAAGACGAAGGCUGUCUACUUUGGAACUGGUCGUAAGGCUAAAAGCUAUAAGGAGAUAAAGAACAGGAAAGUCCAGGAGCAUGACAUGAAAAAGCAAAGGAUGCAAGACUUACGGGAGGUUCUGAAAAGUUGCAAGAGCUCUGAUCCACAGAAACUUCACACCAUGCCUUGCUGA
This is a messenger RNA of Selaginella moellendorffii, 1029 nucleotides long. Its product is annotated as pentatricopeptide repeat-containing protein At2g13600. The record is from RefSeq and is a predicted model, not a curated record. NCBI's taxonomy places the organism in Eukaryota, Viridiplantae, Streptophyta, Lycopodiopsida, Selaginellales, Selaginellaceae. The transcript has a single exon. Bases 1 to 1029 code for a protein of 342 amino acids. Gene Ontology annotation, biological process: RNA modification. Gene Ontology annotation, molecular function: protein binding; RNA binding.